This is a messenger RNA of Trichogramma pretiosum, 2847 nucleotides long. RefSeq names its product phosphatidylserine decarboxylase proenzyme, mitochondrial (gene Pisd). Gene Ontology annotation, biological process: phosphatidylethanolamine biosynthetic process. NCBI's taxonomy places the organism in Eukaryota, Metazoa, Arthropoda, Insecta, Hymenoptera, Trichogrammatidae. The coding region runs from base 594 to 1889 and encodes 431 amino acids. Gene Ontology annotation, cellular component: mitochondrion. Gene Ontology annotation, molecular function: phosphatidylserine decarboxylase activity. The record is from RefSeq and is a predicted model, not a curated record. The transcript is spliced from 5 exons.
UAUUAUUCGUCGAUGCUACUUUAUUUCUCGCACGCAACAACAAAAAAAAAACGUUUUCUGCUAGAUUGGCAGCAGUCGCGGAGUCUCGAGUCUCGAGCCGCGCGAACGAACCUAACCUGCGCCUUAACUAUGAAAACUCGAUUGAUAAGGCCCGCAGAGCUGAGAACGUUCUGAAUUUAACUUCUGCGUCGGCGGCCGUCUAUAUUCCCCAGCUGAUGUAGACAUUUUAUACACACAUAUUAUAUAUGUAUAUAUAGUUAUAUCAGAUAGGCGCAGAAAUGGCAGGAGUAUAUAUAGUAUCGGAGAGAGAGAAAGCGUGUAGUGUAUAGUGCGCUUUAGUGUAGAAAAUUCGGAGAGACAGCAAAGCAGCAGCAGCCGCCACAGACCACGACGGCAUACGAGAGAGAGAGGAGGAGCUGCGCUGCUGCUUUGCUGACUGAUUACAUUAUAUAGUGUACAACACAUUGCAGAAGCAGACAAAGGCUUUGAGUCGUCGUCGUCGUCGUGCAUAGCAUAUAUCGUCGUUAUACGCACACACGCACGCACACAAACGUAGUUGUAACUUUUUUUUUUAUCGUCAUCUACACCCAUUGAUGAAGCGCAGCCAGCUCGUCCGUUGCGUGCAGUAUUAUUUCGCUUUAAUGAUGUCCAUCAGCAGAAUCUCGAGGCUGGCUUUCGAAGUCGCGAGCUACGAAGCUCGAAUCACAUACAGAUGUUCCUAUGCAGUCAUUGCUUCGUCCAGGAAAAUUGUCUCCAACAUAUUCAGGCAGGGUGUUAGAAAUCAGUCGACUCUGUCAAACUCCACGGCUCAGAUACAGACUCAGCAGAAGUCUUGGAAGUCGUAUGUCAGGGAAUGGAGAUGGAAGAUACCUUUUGGUAUCGGCUUCUCGUUCUUAGCAGUAUUACAGUGGAGAUAUUUUAGGAAAAGACAGGAGGACGCGACUACCAAAGGACCCAUCGAAGGACUCAUGGUUGAGUGUUACUGCUCCUUACCCUUAAGAAUCACAAGCAGAGUCUGGGGUGGUUUUGCCAGUUUACAAUUACCAGUAUCACUGAGAUCAGUUGUAUAUAGUUGUUAUGCCAAAAUGUUCAAAGCCAAUUUAGAUGAAAUCGAUGCUUCAUUGACUGAAUUCCCAAGUCUUUCCGAUUUUUUUGUGAGACCACUUAAGCCAGACGCAAGAAUUAUUGCAGAUCAUACAAAUAUGGUUGCUCCUUCAGACGGUAAAGUACUACACUUUGGUCCAAUCACCUCGUGCAAAGUUGAACAAGUCAAAGGUAUGACUUACAAUUUGCAACAUUUUCUGGGCGAGCCAAAUUGGCCCCACAUUGACAAGGAAGACAGCAUAGCUAAAAAACCUGUGAGUGACAACUACGUGACGAGCUUGUUGAAGAAUCCUGAAAAUCUUCUUUACCAAUUGACUAUUUAUUUGGCUCCCGGAGACUAUCACAGAUUCCACAGUCCCGCCGACUGGACGAUCAAUUUACGCCGACAUUUUCAAGGAAAAUUGCUCAGCGUCAAUCCGAAAAUUGCCAGCUGGCUGCCCGAUCUCUUCGCCAUGAACGAGCGCGUGGUCUAUAUCGGCGAGUGGGCCGGCGGCUUCAUGGCUUACACAGCCGUUGGCGCGACCAACGUCGGCUCCAUUCACGUCUACAAGGACAGCGAACUGGUGACCAACAAGCGCAAGUGGUUCAACAACGCCAAGCACUCCGAGGACGCGAGAUUCGAGGGCGGCAUGCGCGUCCAGAAGGGCGAGCUCUUCGGCGAGUUUCGCAUGGGCUCGACCAUCGUGCUGAUUUUCGAGGCGCCGCGCGACUUCGAGUUCACCACGGAGGUCGGCCAGAAGAUCCUCAUGGGACAGGCAUUGACGAACGGCAUCGUUGCGAGUUAGUUCGCAAGAGAGAAAAGUAACAGAAACGACAAAGAAAAAAGCAACCUCGCUGUUAAUUGUAUGUACGAAUCUUUGUGAAAGUAAGGCUUGUUAUUGUUUUUGAUUCAAUCGCAAGAAAGAUGGAAGGAAUUAAGCAACGUGCAAUUUUUAUUUACGAAAAAAAGCCUUAUUGUGACUGAAAAUAUAACCGUUAUGUAAUAGUUUGUAAGUGUAAUUAUUUUUCUUUUAAUUUUUGUUCAAUCUCCAUUCGCAAUGAAAUAUUUAUCGGUGCCUCCGCGUGUUUAGGUAUGCGAUGAAUUAAAAAAAAAAAAAACAAAGUAAACGUGAACACUGUGCGCAUCGAGUUUAGUUAGCCAAUUUCUAAUUACACCUAUUCGUUUUUAGAUGUAAUCAAAACUAUGGGUUAGUAAAAUUUCCGAACAAUUUUUAAGUUUAUAAAUGUUUAUGAACGUAUUAAAUUGUAAUCCUAUACAGUGUCUGAGUAAUCUCAAAAAUGAUAUAAGAAAAACUCUAAUGUCGUUUGUGUAAGAAAAUUUACCGAAGUAUUUUAUACGAGCCUUACAUAUAUAGCAUUAAAGUAACGAAACGAAGAAAGUGAUCUUUUACGUAAUCAUCUGUACUAAAAAAACAUUAAUUUCAAUUUAUUCCCAUUAACGAUAUGACGAUGCUCGCGUCUCCGAGAACGAGAGCGUCUCACGAUAACACGACAACGUUACACUGUAAUAAUAACUAAUGAUAGCUAAUGUCUGUAUAAAUGAUUAUAAUCCAUCGAAAAGUCUGCAGUAUUUUUAUGCAUAUUUUUUCUAUACCGAUGAAGGUGAUCUAGCUUUAUAUAAGUACAAGUUGAAUGAAUGACAUUUUUAGGAACAAUUUACAAUUAAAUAUUUAUAUUUAUCAUAUUGCACAUGUUAUUGUUGAGAUGAAGUUUUGAUGAAAAUAAAGAAUUUAUCGACGUAAA